UGCCAUUGGUACUACUGACAUUUUGGACCUUAUAAAAAAAAACCAACUAGAUCGAAGUGGUUGUACUUGUACCACACUGUAUUGAUAGUUGUAUGAUAAACCGAUCGGAAUACAUCACCUUGGAAAAAAAUAGUUAGCUGGUGAAAAGAGCAGGUAAAAGAUGAGCAUGAUUAAAGUGAAAGAAACUACGAUAGUGUGCCCAGCCGAGGAUACGCCGAAGGAGAGUAUAUGGUUGUCAAGGCUAGACAUGAUAGGGUCACCUUAUUCACAUUUGAAUGUUAUGUUCGUUUUUCCUAAUAUUAGUAACGCUCCUGACUUUUUCGACUCUAAUGUUGUUAAAGAGGCUCUAAGUAAGAUCCUCGUGCCAUUCUACCCCUUGGCAGGCAGGCUAAAAGUUAACAACGAAAGUGGAAGACGUGAGAUCGAUUGCAAUGGAAAAGGGGUCGUAUUUAUAGAGGCAGAAACUACGAUAAUGCCACUCGUAAUUGACGAUGAUUUUGGAGAAAAGUACAUGAGUCCGGAUUCUGAAAUUGGGAAGGAUCUAUUUCCCAAGUGUGACUACUCCUCCGCCAGGGAGGAUCUUUCUUUGUUGCCUUUACUAUUUGUGCAACUCACUCGAUUCGAAUGCGGGGGUGUUUGUCUUGGGUUUGCACAUCAUCACCAUUUUUCAGAUGGAGCUUCUUUUUUCCAUUUCGUUAACGAAUGGGCAAGACUUGCUAAGGGACUCGACGUUGCUAUUUACCCUGUUCAUGAUCGUGCUACGUAUCUUGCUCCACGUCAUCCUCCUCAGGUUAACUUUCGUCAUUUGGAAUAUGAGCCAUCUAUUCCACCCUUGAUCCCCAAACCCGUCACAGGUGAUGUGGUGAAGGAAAUAGAGUGCGUCUUAAAAAUAAGUAAAGAGCAAAUUGAUGCCUUGAAACUAGAAGCAACGUCUGAGGGAGUGCUAAGUUAUAAGCCGAGUACAUUUGAAGUGUUAUCUGGGCACGUGUGGCGUACCGCAUGCAAGGCGCGUGGAUUAGCCGAUGAUCAAGACGUGAAACUAAUAAUACCAACAAAUGGACGAUCCAGAUUGAAGGAUCCGGCAUUGCCGCAAGGGUAUUGUGGGAAUGUCAUGUUCUUUUCCAUAUGCGUUGAGAAGGCAGAAAAUGUGAUACGAAAACCACUAUGGUAUGUUGCCAAUAAAAUUCACGAGGCGAUAAAACGUUACGAUGAUAUUGAAUACGUACGAUCCAAUAUUGAUUAUGUGGAAUCACACCUGGAUCUAGCGGUUCUCGCGGCCACUAUCCGUGGCCGUAACAGUUUUACUUGUCCGAACCUUUCGAUAAAUUCAUGGGCCAGACUACCCUGUUAUGAGGCGGAUUUUGGGUGGGGCGGCCCAGAAUUAACGACUGCUAGUAGAAUCCAAUCUGAGGGGAAAUCAUACAUCACUUCAAGCUCAAAUGGGGAUGGUAGCUUUUCAGUUUUCAUCAAGCUUUUCACGCCUCACAUGGCUCUCUUUAAAGAUUAUCUGUAUGACUUCUAACUUGAUACAUCCACACCUUCAAAUCAUGUUUAAUGUUUUUUUUUUGUUUUUUUUAUGUUGAUUUGAGUCGCUUUGGGUGAUGUUUAAAGUCAACAUCAGUACGUUCGUCUUUGUCCUGUUAAAAUAAGUCGUAUUUUUUAAUGAUUUAUUAGUAGUCCUACACGGUUUUACUAGUCCCUAAGGAUUAGAGUUUACGUGGACAAAAAAAUUGUAUGUUAUUUAUGAAAAACUUGACGUCAACAAUCCCA
Spinacia oleracea (spinach) is the source of this 1770-nucleotide messenger RNA. Its product is annotated as anthranilate N-benzoyltransferase protein 2. Lineage: Eukaryota; Viridiplantae; Streptophyta; Magnoliopsida; Caryophyllales; Amaranthaceae. The record is from RefSeq and is a predicted model, not a curated record. The transcript is spliced from 3 exons. Bases 161 to 1522 code for a protein of 453 amino acids. Gene Ontology annotation, molecular function: acyltransferase activity, transferring groups other than amino-acyl groups.